AUGUCCCUUACUUCAGGCCCUGGGCCCGGGUGGUUACUCUUUUCCUUUGGAAUGGGACUGGUAUCAGGCUCAAAGUGUCCAAAUAAUUGCCAGUGUCAAGCCCAGGAAGUGAUCUGCACAGGGCUACAGUUAACUGAAUACCCCUCUGACAUACCCCUGAACACCCGGAGGCUGUACCUGAAUAAUAACAGCAUCCGUUUUUUGCCAGCGAUGAAUCUAGGACUCCUCAGUGACCUUGUUUAUUUGGACUGUCGGAAUAACCUGAUUCAGGAGGUGAUGGAUUAUACCUUCGUCGGGGUCUUCAGACUCAUCUACCUUGAUCUCAGCUUCAACAAUCUAACCUUGAUCUCCCCAUACAGUUUCUCCGUGCUCAGCAACCUGGUGCAGCUGAAUAUCUCCAACAACCCUCAUCUGUUAUCACUUAAUAAGUACACUUUUGCCAACACCAGCUCGUUGAGAUACCUGGACCUCAGAAAUACCGGCUUGCAGACCUUGGACCAUGCUGCUUUCCAAAACCUCAUAACACUCCAGACCCUGUAUCUGAGUGGAAACCCUUGGAAAUGCAACUGCUCUUUCCUGGACUUCACCAUCUACUUAAUAGUGUCCCAUCUGAACCAUCCAGAUGAACUAAACGCCACGUGUGUGGAGCCCACGGAGUUGGUAGGGUGGCCCAUCACGCAGGUGGGGAACCCACUCCGGUACAUGUGCAUCACACACCUGGAUCGCCAAGACUACAUCUUCCUGCUGCUCAUCGGCUUCUGCAUCUUCUCCGCGGGCACCGUGGCCGCCUGGCUGACCGGCGUGUGCGCCGUGCUCUACCAGAACGCCCGCCGCAAGUCCAGCGAGGACGAGGCUGAGGACGAGCACGGGCAGAGAGUAGAAGUCAGCAGGCGGAUUUUCCAAAGAGCGGUGGACUCAGGCCACGAUGGGUUCCCUCAGCUGAUUUAG
This is a messenger RNA of Phacochoerus africanus (Common warthog), 948 nucleotides long. RefSeq names its product leucine rich repeat containing 52 (gene LRRC52). Lineage: Eukaryota; Metazoa; Chordata; Mammalia; Artiodactyla; Suidae. The record is from RefSeq and is a predicted model, not a curated record. Gene Ontology annotation, molecular function: potassium channel activator activity; transmembrane transporter binding; voltage-gated potassium channel activity. The transcript has 2 exons. The coding region runs from base 1 to 948 and encodes 315 amino acids. Gene Ontology annotation, cellular component: voltage-gated potassium channel complex.